GUUUUUAGAGUCGGACCACGCUAAAUUUUCAUGCUAAGUUGUGCAAAGUUAGCGUAGUCAGAGUCUAAUAUAUGUUUCUAACGUCAUUCUGCAAAAUUAAAGACCUCUACCCAUUACAACAAAUCGAAUGCGAUUUUAAAUAAUGACUGGCUAAGUAGGUGCAACGAAUUCAAUCGAUAAAUCUAAUGACACAAUAUAAUACAACGCAUGCAAUUUUGGAUUAUAUGUGUAGAGGCAAUUAUAAAAUCUCUGUUACCUUGUUAAUGGCAAAAUCUCUAUUACCUUGCAACACUACCGUUCAUUUGUCAAACUGUCAUUCACUUCGUGCAACCGCUAGCGAAAUGUCUGAAACUGCCGGUGAUAAUUCAAAACCACGAGUUGUUGUAUUAGGAGGCUGCGGCUUCAUCGGUCGGAAUCUGGUGGACUAUUUGAUAUCGAAUGAUUUGGUGAGCGGUCUGCGCGCUGUGGACAAGACGCCGCCGCAGCUAGCGUUUUUAAAUCCCUCUCAUACGAAGAUUUUCGAGGACCCCCGCGUUGAAUACAAAAGUGCCAACUUAAUUAACCCAACAUCAUGCGCCGCAGCAUUAGACCCCGGCGAUGCGCCCUGGGCCAUAGUGUUCAACUGCGCAGGCGAAACGCGCAUGGGCCAAACCGAGGCGGUGUACGCCGAGGGCAUAUGCACGCUCAGCAGCAACGUGGCCAAGCAGUGCGACCAGCAGGGCGUCAGGCUGGUCGAGAUCUCUAGUGGCACCAUGUACAGCACUGAGAAGCCGCACAAAGAAGACGGUCCGGUGGAUCCGUGGACGACGGAAGGCCGCAUGAAGAACAGGGUGGAACAAGAACUGAAAAGCAUGGACACGCUCAAUUAUACCAUCAUUCGGCCCGCUAUAGUGUAUGGAAUUGGAGACAGGAGGAGUUUAACACCUCGCCUCCUCCUAGGCGCCAUCUACAAACACCUAAACGAAACCAUGAAACUCCUCUGGACAGCUGAUCUCAAGAUGAAUACCGUCCAUGUAUCCGACGUCUGCCGGGCCAUGUGGGCUUUAGGCAAUAAGCCAGAGGCCAAUAAGCAAGUGUAUAAUAUCGUGGAUGAGGCUAAUAGUACGCAGGGAAGCUUGGCUGAGCUGGUUUCUGAUAUAUUCAAGAUUAAUCAUGACUAUUAUGGGACUGCUAUCUCAACUUUAGCAAAGAGCGACAUAGCCUCCGUGGCCGAACAGGCCAACGACAAGCACCUGAGCGCGUGGGCCGACAUCUGUCGCCAGCACGCUCUCGCUCACACUCCUCUCGAGCCCGGCGCCGGCGCCGAGCUGCUGCUGAACAAGCAUCUGUGCCUCGACGGGAGCAAGUACAGGGCCAUGCAGGCUCCGGAGGUCCCUAAGCCUACCGCUGAGAAGCUAUCCCAGGUGCUAGAAGACUAUGCUUCCAUGAAUCUCUUCCCCAAGGAACUUCUACUAUGACCACACUAACUUCAUAAACGCGAACUGAACUACCGACAAACAGGAAACCGUCUGAUGAAUAUUUUAUUAUAAUAUUGCUUGUAGAUUUUUAAUCAUAAACGUUUGAUAUCAUGUAAUAGUAAUAGCCUGGCGGUGCAUAACAUGGUUAACUAGCGCCACCUAGUGGCGAGUAGGGAAGACUACCAAAUAAGGUAAACAGUCGAGUUAAAUAUAUUCUUACGCAUUUAGUGGGUGAAUAAGAUAAUAAUAAAACAUUCCAUUCUGUCAAACAUCCCUAAGUUUGUCGCGCUUUUAAACCACACGUAUACAAUCAUUUCUAGGGUGACAACCAUACACUAGCGACAUCUAGUGGUGAAUAGGAGAAAACUAUCGUUAUUAAAAUUAAAAUAUUAUUAUGAAAGUUUAGGUGUACGGUCAAGGAUUUUAAUGUACGGAAUGUACCAUUUUGUACCUUGUCACGAUGACAAUAAUAUGAUACUGGCUCCUACUUUGUGUUGUUCUGAAAAUUGAAUUGUGCCUUGUGUUUUGGAAGCCCGUAAUUGUCUUGGUACUAAGAAAGGUGCGUUUUUCUUUAAAUAAAUAAUUCACGAAUUGGAAGUAAUCCAUUAGAUGAAUGUAUAAGAUGAAAUACUGUCACACACAGUGGCUCUCAUCUGAAUACCACUAAGUCACUUGUGUACUAUACUCAUCUAAAUUAUAAAUAUGUGACGUUCCACGGGAUAAGGUACCUUAUUGCAGUCGAAGUUUACGUAAUUAUUAACGACGCUCCAAUACUAAUGCGGUGCUACGUGACGUAAGCGCCUACCACCGUAAGGUACCUUUACCCGUGGAACGCCACAUAUAAACGAAUUUCGUUUGAGCAGUACGAUGGUGUCGCUUGCGCGCCUUACUGCGUUUUUUUUAAUAUGCUUACUUCGAUCAAAUAAAUGAACGACUACAAUAUUAAGUAUAAUUGAACUUACGAAUAUAUUUUAGACCAAAGCUCGGAACCGGCUUUAAAAAUAACGGUAAAUACCGGUUUAUUUUGAUUUUACUCCUAACUUAUAAUAAAGCGAAAGUUUAAAGAACUUUAUUGUAACCUAAAUAAACCGAUGUAUUCGACGAAGCGACGAGACGGCCGGCCGCGUAGGAAAAUACCGGUUUUUAUUAUUCUAAACCGGUUAAUCUUGCAAGAACUUUAUGGAAAUUUUCCUAUACAAACCGGUUUAAAAACGGACAAAACACAAAUUACAAGGUUUUACGCCAAGUACAUAAUAACGGUCUGGAAAUUUAACCGGUUUCAGAGCCUUGUUUUAGACUAGCAAUAGUCAACGAUAAUUAGUCCUUAUUAUUAUCAAAGAGAAUUUGAAAUAGAAGUGUACUGUCAAAGAAAACUUUGUAGCGAUGUAAAUUUACUGUCAUCUUUCGAUACAAUUAAAACUUUUAGAACGCCAUUUGACUUAGAUCCUUAUUCUUUUACUGAUAUGAGUUAAAUUUGUUAAAUAUCAAAAAGUGGCGCCAUCUAAUAGAUCAAAAGCCAAAGGUAUAGCAGCAUCGUUUCGAGCGAUGCCGCCAUAACCUUCAGGUAGUGCCCGGUAAGAUGGCGCCACUUUUUGAUAUUUAACAUAUUUAACACAUAUCAAUGAAAUAAUGACGAUCAAAGUCAAAUGGCGUUCUAAAAGUUUUAAUCAUGUGUCGAAAGAUGGCAGUAAAUUUACUGUGACUACAAAGUUUUCACAAUACACCUCUAUUUCAAAUUCUCUUUGGUAUAAUUGAACUUUCGAAUGUAUUUUAGACUAGCAAUAGUCAACGAUAAUUAGUUCUUAUGAUGCUCACCAUAAUGUAAGAGAUGAAUUGAUGAAGGAAUUCGUAGAUUUAGUAACGUUUUUGGAUGCUGUGAUAGAGUGCGAGUGAUAUUAACCCUUUCAUGGUGUGUAAUGAAUAUUAAAUGUAUAAAAAAACGGGUCACUCACGUACAUUAUGUCGAGAAAUACCCGCCAUGUUUCACUUUUUUUUUAUACCACGUCGGUGGCAAACAAGCAUACGGCCCGCCUGAUGGUAAGCAGUCACCGUAGCCUAUGGACGCCUGCAACUCCAGAGGUGUUACAUGCGCAUUGCCGACCCUUUAAAAACCUGUACACUUGAAGAACCCCAUACUGUAGACCCUCGGGAAAACCUCGGCAGGGAGCUCAUUCCACAGCCGGAGCGUCCGCGGGAGGAAAUUCCUCUUAAACCGCACAGUACGCGACCAUUUACGUUCUAGGAUUUACGUUCAUCCUCACACAUGAACACCCUGCCGACGGCGAGCGGUGCGGUGAUAGAAAGUAGCCGUGGGCAUCAUGGCAAACAAUUCUUCAGAGCACAGCUCAUUGUACGAGCAGUAAAACACACAAGGAGGCAGUCUCUCCUUAGACUUAAAGGUUCAAUGCCGCUUGUGAGUUUGGGAUCGUCGACGAUUCGUACAGCGCGCCUUUGGACUGAGUCGAAGGGUGCUGGAAUCCAGGUGCUCCUGCCCAAAGGUGACAGUAAUACACCAUGUGGAGUCUGACUUGCGAUGUAUAUAGUAGCAGUCUGCCCCGGAGUAAAGUAUCUCGCUUUAUUAAGCACACCGAGUUUUCUGGAUGCAAGCGCAGCCUUCCCUUCCCACUCCGUACGAGCAGUGUCGUCAGGAGUUUGCGUUAACGGACCGGCGGCGGGAUUUUUCGACUUAAAAUGCGUGAGUGACGACCCGUUUUUAAUACAUUGAAAAUAACUGUCACGGAAGUUUUUUCCGUAAGGAGUAUUUAAUAUUUCCAACAGGAUUGAGACUUGAAUUAACACUUCGGAGUUAAAACUUUUCUUUGCGGUGCUUGACUUUUUGGUGCUCUUUUUGUGUUUUUCGAUGCAUAAUCUCUUUUUUUUACGUUACACAAUAUGAUUUUUCCACCGGCAAAAAUUUUUUACCUAAAAAAACACUUAGAAAAUUAAGAUUCGCAGGGGAGUUUUACACUCAUAUGGAAAUUCCAAGACAAUAAAAUACUAACUAAUAAGAUAAAGACUGCGACGACCAAAAAGCGAUAUAAAAUGCUUUUACUAAAUUGAGUAAGAUAUCGAAAUUACGUCUGUCUUCAGUCCAUCCAAAAGUGUAUGAAAUGUAAGACAUUUGAAAUUCUUUGUAUGAGAUUAAAUCGAGUUAGAAACUAUGUAAUUAAGCUUUUUUGGCGAAAUCAUAAAAUUAGGAAUAGUAAUAUGCAUUACACAUUGUAAUCUUAAUACGUAACUAUUGAUAACGAAUAGUACUUAAAGUUAACUUUUUGAAAUUGUAGUUUAGCCUUUUGAUCGUUAUUAAAAACAAUAAAAUACGUCACGCCUUCUAAAGUGAUCGACAGUUACGUUACAGAUUUUUAUAGUUAACUCGAUAUUCUAGUAAAGUAGUAUGAUCUCUUAGUAUGGAGUUUUGCUAGAUUUUACUUGUCUCAAAAGGUAUAACUUGUUCGUACGAGAGAAAAUCAGUUGUGUACUUUUUGUAUCGUAUAUCACAAUUGCAUGUUACCUAGACGAUUAUAUAAUUAUGUGCUGUACUGCUGUGACAAAAAGUAUUGAAAAUACCCAUAUUGGGAGCGUUUCUGUAAAAAUAUUCCACUUUCAUUAAUUUUGUAUUUUUUUAUAAAUUUUGUGUUUUUUUUUAUUCUCAGAAUAACGAACUUUUUCGAUCCUAACGGGAUAAAAAAAUGUCCCAGAGUUUUUUCCUAUUGUGUUACCAUUUCCCCGUACACUUUGUAUGGCGGUAACAAAAAGGAAAAUUUGAAAAAUUUAUGGAAUUUUUGGGAAUUUUUUUUCUCCUAUAAGGAUGAAAAGGGCUCGCGAUCCUGACUAGAAAUAAAAAAGUGGCAGAAAAAAGUUCACAGAAAAAAAGUGGACAAAAAAAACGCUCAUAUUAGACUUACAUGGGAUGUCCACAUCAAAAAGGCCCUUGAGAGCACGUAUGAAGUUGCAAGUUAUUGGUUUGUUUUCACAGUUGCCAAAAUUGCUGCCUCACUGAACUUUCUAUCCAACUAUGAAUUAUAUAAUGACAUUUCCACACUUUGUUUCGUUAAAUCCGGUGCAUAUUUGUAGUCAGUUUUUUUAGCAUUAGAAAAAGGUAAAAAAUCUUGUCAUGUAUUGUUAUUGAAAAACGCUUUUUGAAAAUCAGUAACUAUUUACCUAAGAAUGCAAAAUAAUAUAAAUGAUCAUAUAAUUCAUAUAUGUUUUAUAAUUGUUACAUAUUUGCCGUGACUUACGGCCCGAUUCGAAGAAUGAUUAAGACACAUUUAUGAUCUUUAAAAGAUCGUUAACUAAACGACAUGUCAAAAUUGACGUUUAUUUCGAUUCCGCUGUGAUCCCUCUACGAUCUAUCUACGAUAUUUCUAACGUCAAAGUGACAUUGGUUGCCCAAAUUGAACUGCUUCUGUUAAUUAUACGACAUACAUACGAUAUCUAAACCAGAACUUAUCGUUAUCGUAUCUCAUUCUUCGAAUCGGGCCGUUAUAUUUCAAAAGUUCUGUCUAAAGCUAAAAAACGAACUAUAGGUUAGAAUGACUCUGGAUUCUUCUUCCUCGCGUUGUCCCAGCAUUUUGCCAUGGCUCAUGGGAGCCUGGGGUCCGCUUGGCGACUAAUCUCAAGAAUUGGCGUAGGUAUAAUUGGGGUUGGCUGGGUUUUAUGAAAGCCUUCCAACGCAGAGGUUAAACUAGGCCUUAUUGGGAUUAGUCCGGUUUCCUCACGAUUUUUAUCCUAGAGACUAGGAUUAUUCGAACUUAAAAGAUCCGUAUAGAAGAAACUAUUCCGAAAGAUUUUUCAAGGCCCUUUUUCAUCCUGGACAUUUUAUUUUCUAUAAAUGAACGUUGUUCGUCACCGUAUUUGCUGAAUAAAAAGGUAACCGGUCCCUGUUCGUGGCAUUUCGGUGCAGUGGUCCGCAUUUUAUAGCUGUUUUAGAUCUAGCGCUUCCAUUUUAUAUUAUACUAGGUGGAGCCUGUAACUGGGCCAAAUAUUAAAUAUAUGACUUUAUAGAAGUUUUGUUUAACACGUUCACUGUCAGUGCACCGUAAAUGGGCAAACCGUAAGGUUAACAAUUCAGAUUGGGACAGUGAACGUGUUAAACAACAUAAAUUACCUACCGUUAGAUUUUGUACUCUUGUUGCAGACCCACCGUGUAUGUCGGUUUUGUAUUUGUGAGACCACUUAAAUAUAUGUAUUAUUCAAUAUCGUAUUAUAAAAUUACGUAUUGUUUUAAAAGUAAAAUGUUAAUCGCUAGUGAAACUUGUGUUGCGAAAGCGAAAUAAAUAUUUUUAUUUGC
Molecule: messenger RNA, 6747 nt
Organism: Cydia pomonella (codling moth)
Lineage: Eukaryota; Metazoa; Arthropoda; Insecta; Lepidoptera; Tortricidae
Exons: 7
Coding region: 186-1457 (423 amino acids)
Source: RefSeq, a predicted model, not a curated record